CAAUAAUCCACCAGCAUCAUCAGCAAGAAGAAGCAUCACCUAUGCCGAGGCACAUCUCGAUCGCGCCGCCACCGCCUCGGCCGCCGCCCCCUGCUGGGACGGUGCCGUACGCCGUGGGUGACUUUGUGGAGGUGGCUGGUCGACUGGGGAGCGAAAUCGUACUGUACAUCGUCGAGAUUCUGUCAGUGUGGACGACGCCUUACGUGGGAUUCACAGGUCAAUAUUACUACACCCCCCGGGACCUGGGCGAUAAGAUCAUGGCCCAGUUCCCGUCCUCGGCAUCCGCGCCCCAAAACAUCACCGCCCCCGAGUCGUCCACUGCCGCGCCUGCUUCGUCGACCGCGGAACAGACCCCUCCCAACGAAGUGCUCAAGUGCGAAGACCGAGAAAUUUUCCAGUCCACGUACUCAGGAGACAACCACGUCGCCGCGAUCGUGCGCAAAUGCCACGUCGUGUCAUCGUCGACAUUCCACCACCAACUUGUCCACAGCCCGGACGACGUCAGCACGUACCUGUGCCGGUACGCGUUUCACGCGUGGAAGUACCCGUCACCGUUUACCAAGCUCGUGACGGACGAAGACCGCGUCAGUGUACGACUGGGGGACGACUGCCAGGUCGACGUGCCGUCAUUCGAUACGCAACCAAUGAAGCUAUGUCCACCACCAACCGGCAACUGCAGCGACGGGGACGACUCGAACAAGGACGUGGUAGAUCCCCACGGCGGUAUGCGGCGGUGGCAGCCGAGCCUCGCAGAUGCCGCCGCGUUGUCGGCCUUCCUCACGCUCAUCGAGUGCAUUCAAAUCGCCGUGGGCAACGUCGUGUACGCUUGGCACGAAAAGGCGAAGGAGCAGAUCCUGAGCGUGUUGGAGGAGUACAAGGGUGGCCAGAGCUUUCGCGUGGUGUACCUAGACGGAUCGGGGUCCCUUGUCGUCGACGUGAGCUACGUGCGGGGACUAGUCUCAACGGACGAGGCGCUCAUGCUGUUGCACGAUGCUGGCUACAACUACCGAAUAGCCACCGAGCAGGUGACACAACUCGUGAGUGCGCGGUCGGCGGCCGCAGUCAAGUUUGUCCGAGAAGCCCAAGCCGACGACGGCGACUCGUCCGACGCCAGUACAACGUCCCAGAACUCGUCGUCGCCAAGAUCCAUCAAGCGGCAAUGCAAACAAGUGGCGAAACCAGCGGCGGCGGGGACCAAGCCCCCCCUGAAGCCCAAGGCUGUUAAUUUAGAGUAAAACGCUGUACUGAUAGUGUGAUUGAUGACGGGGGUCAUGUUGAACGAAGGGGGGGCAAGUCCACGAGAGACUCCUGCCACGCCAAUUCGUCG
Molecule: messenger RNA, 1327 nt
Organism: Aphanomyces astaci
Lineage: Eukaryota; Oomycota; Saprolegniomycetes; Saprolegniales; Verrucalvaceae
Exons: 2
Coding region: 42-1235 (397 amino acids)
Molecular function (GO): chromatin binding
Source: RefSeq, a predicted model, not a curated record